UCCGAUCAAAGACAAACAACAACUUAGAGGAGGCGCUGCUCCUCAAGACGAGGAGCAACUCGAAGAGGUAGUUUCUUCCCAAGGCGAGGGACCACUCGAAGGGGUCUUUCCUUCCCAAGACGAGGAGCAACUUGAAGAAGAAGAAGUCCUUCCUUCCCAAGACGUUAAACAGCUUGAGGGAGACCCUCCCCCUCAAGAAGAAUCUCGACCACCUGCCCAGGGUCAAGAGACAGAAGACGAAAUAGUCAUAGCAAAAGAAGCAGAAGCAGAGGAAGUUGAAAGCAGGAAGAGACGAAAAUAAAUUCCGAAAUUGAUAAUUCCUGGGACGAGGGUCACAGCCACAAAAGCGAUACUUCGAGCGAGAGUCUCUCUGAGGAAGAAAACCGAGAAGACCCGUACCAGCCGAGCUCCUGGGACGAGGACUUCCACAGGCCACUUCAUAAAGGCACACAGGCUGAUGAGGACCUCCUCGAAGAGAUCUCCGAAAUAGCAUGGCGAGGGGAGCCUGAAGGCGCCGCGGCAGCGGAGGAAACAGCCCGAUUGGCGGAGCCGCAACCCUCGUCCCGGGAGAGACGUCAUUCCCUGGCCCACAGCCUCUCAGAGCUGUACGUGCCUCAGCCGGCGGAGGUGUAUGGUCCAGUGGUGGAUGACAUGUGGGUCAAUAAGGAGAACACUCCACCGCCCGUUGAUGUCCAGAGCAACAUAUCCUACGAGAGCGUCCAGCUUCCGGGAAGUAUCCUGGACAAUAACGACAGACCUCUUGAUCGCAGUGCUCUCCACUCGAAGUACAAAAAGAUGGCGCAGCCGUUCCAAAUUCAAAAGUCAAGCGACGUCAAAGAGGUGAGGAGGACGGUAGAAACUACGUUCUUCCGGGAUAAUAAGAGGCAAAUAGACUUUAUAUUGGCCUACAAAGAGGAGGAAGAUCCAGAAAAGGUGGAGAGACGACGCGUAUACGAAGAAAAUCUCAGGGAAGAAGGACUGGAGCUGGAAACCGAGGACAAAUCUCAAUCCCAGGAUGGUAUGACAUAUUUUGUGAAAAUCCAUGCUCCUUGGGACUUGCUUGCUCGUUAUGCUGAAAUCUUGAAGCUCAAAAAGCCAAUUAAGAGGUUUAUCGUUAUUCGUGAAGGGGAAGUAUGGAAAGAUGAUACUCGGCGGGAGAGGCGCAACAUGUUCUCAUUCUUCGGCAUGAAGGAUCCAUUCAUGUAUGAUGAAAAUCUCAUUCCAAGGGAACCUAGCUACUUCUCCACAGGAUUUUCGCGCUCAAGAGUUGAGCAGUUCAUCAUCAAAGACAGAGAGUCGUUUUUCACUCCUUCCCAGAGAAGCCAAAUUGUAUGGGAGAUACUCCUAAGGGCACGCUAUACAGAAACUGAGCUGGAUUCAUAUAUGAAACAUCGAAGUAUUGGCAUAUCACGUCUGUUGACAAAUGAAACGUAUGCAGCCGCUUAUCCCUUACAUGAUGGCCGUUAUGACAAAGACAACCCUGAUGGAACCUAUUGUGACCGUAGGUUACUAUAUCUUGAGUGGGCCCGUCCUGGAAAAUGGUAUAAAAGGCAGCCAUUACAUGUAAUUAGGCGAUACUUCGGUGACAAGAUGGCGCUAUACUUUGCCUGGUUGGGUUUCUACACAAAGAUGUUAAUCCCAGCAUCCCUCUUAGGUGGCUUUACGUUCAUCUGCGGAUUGUUUGUCAUGUAUUCUGAUUUCAAUAAACCUAGUGAGGAGAUAUGUGAUGAAAGUGCAAAUGCCACUGGGUCUCUUGUGAUGUGUCCAAUAUGCGAUGAAGUUUGCACCUUUUGGCAACUAUCUGACUCUUGUCUCAAUUCCCGAAUAACAUUCUUGUUUGAUAAUCCUUUUACUGUGUUUUUUUCAAUCGCCAUGUCAUUUUGGGCCACAAUGUUUCUAGAGCUUUGGAAACGUAAACAAUCUGUCAUUCAGUGGCAGUGGGAUCUAGAAAACUUUGAGGAGGAAGAAGAACUUCGUCCCCAGUUCCAUGAGAAAGUGACUUCCACAAGAAUAAAUCCUGUCACGAAAAAGCGAGAGCCCUAUUUACCUCUUUGGAAGAAAGUAUCUCGUGUAAUAGCAUCUGGUUCUCUUGUUUUGUUAAUGCUAUUUGUGGUCCUUGCAGCGGUCUUUUCUGUAAUUCUAUAUCGUAUAGCUGUUGCUGUUUCGGUGUACAAGACAGACAAUGAAUAUAUCAGAAGUAAUACAAGAUUAAUUACUUCAAUCACGGCUGCAUUUAUUGAUCUUAUUCUUAUCCUCAUACUGAACUUUUUUUACGAGAAGCUGGUUAUGUGGCUCACAGAUCUUGAAGUUCCGCGGACGCAGACUGAAUACGAGGAUUCGUAUACCCUCAAAAUGUUUCUGUUUCAGUUCAUCAACUACUAUGCUUCCCUCAUAUAUAUUGCCUUUUUCAAGGGACGCUUUUUCUUCCACCCUGGUGAUACAGACGUCCGAACAAAUGUUUUUAUGAAUGUACGGUCAGAUAUGUGUGACCCAGCAGGAUGUCUUUUUGAGUUGAUGUUACAAUUGGCCAUCAUCAUGGUUGGGAAGCAGUUCUUCAAUAACAUCAUAGAAAUUUUCAUUCCAGUUGUGCGCGUUUGGUGGAAAAAGAAAAUUGACCACAAUAAUCAUCUGAGUGAAGCUUAUACAAGAUGGGAACAAGAUUAUGAUCUUGGUCCAUACACUAGUCUCUCUCUUUUUGGUGAAUAUUUGGAAAUGGUAAUUCAGUAUGGCUUUGUGACCCUCUUUGUGGCUGCCUUUCCGUUAGCACCAAUUUUUGCACUCAUUAACAAUAUAGUGGAGAUUCGAUUGGAUGCAUAUAAAUACCUUACCCAGAGCAGAAGGCCUAGGGCUGAAAGGAUACAAGACAUUGGCAUUUGGUAUGGAAUAUUGAAGGGGAUCACUUACUGUUCAGUCAUAACCAAUGCCUUUGUCAUUUCAUACACAAGUGACUUCAUUCCUCGUCUCGUGUACAUGUUUGGAUAUUCUGAGAAUCACAAUCUAGUUGGAUAUGUCAAGAAUAGCCUCUCAGUAUUUUACACAAGAGACUAUGAUAAAGACAUGGGGCCUGCAGAACCAACAAGAGAUAAGUGGCCAGCUGAAUGCCACUACAAAGCCUACAGAAAUGACCCCACUGAACAUGACCCAUAUGAAUUUAACUUACAGUUUUGGCAUAUAGCUACAGCUCGCCUUUCUUUCAUUAUAAUAUUUGAGCAUGUUGUUUUCUUCCUUACUGGUGUUCUUUCACUGCUUAUUCCUGAUAUACCAGUUGAGGUUAGGAAUCAAAUGAAGAGAGAGAAAAAGGUUGAAAAGGAGACAUUAUUUGAAAAUGAAAUGCGUAAAAUUAGACAAGAAAGGCAAGGUCGACAAUCAAUAGUGAAGCAACACCUUGAUGAGGAGAUGCAUGUUGAUCUUGGGGAAGGCCUUGGCCCUAGACCAAAUUCACGAGCCACAUCUGCUCCAUCUGUUCCACAAUAUCUCAAGAACCAUCAUAUUUAAAGUAUUGCUUCAGGCUUUCCCUCAGAUGUUGAUCAAAUAAGUGUGCCAAGUAUAGCAAGAAAAAUUAUGUACAUCAAGAUAAUAUGACACUUCAGGAAAGUAAAUUUUCUGUCCUUGCUUUUUAUGUUUGACAUUGUUUACAGCAAGGAAAAAUUCAAAAUGAUGUGACACUUGAGUUGAGUGUAUACUUUCUGCCUUUAAUUUUCAAGUUUACGAAGAAAUUUUACAAUGGUACCAAUUUAAAAUUUCUGACCUUUUAUGUUAAAAUAUUGCACAGAAUUUUCUUAUUUAAUUUUCUUAAAUUUUUCAAUUAAUUCAUCAGAAUUUGAAGUAAACCAGUUUAUCUGUGAUAUGUAGUACUUUUACUAUUAUUAGGGCUAUGUAAUAAUAAUAAACAUUGUUUUUGCAAUACUCCCUUUUCAAUUAUGGCAGUUUAUCACAAGCUCAUGCAUUAAAAUGGUUAAAAUGAUUUUAGUAGGUUCAGUAUUUCAAAAAUCAGUUCAUGAAGUGGAUGAGGUAUUUUGCUUAGGCCUUAGUAUUUGUAAAAUGUAUUUAUACACCUUUUAUAUAUGUCUAGACAUGCACUGUGAGUUUAUAUAAUAUUCAAGCUUUAAUUUAUAUAUAGUAUAUAUAUUGACUUAUAUUCAUUAUUUUUAUAAAACUGUACAGUGCUUUAGUCUAGUCUACACAUCAAAUGGUUUGUAUACUGAAAUUUAUUUAUGUAAUUUAAAUAUGUAACCUAUAUCUUUAAAAAAUUUAUAACUGAAAUUCUAACUUUUCAGUCUUUUAAAUAUGCAAAAACUUAUUAGGCCUUUUAGUUUAUGGGAGUGAGUACGAGUGUUUGAUGAGCUGUAAGUUUUGCUCAUCUCAGUACUGUAAUGAAAUCAUGUACUUUCAGAAAUAUGACAGAUUUUAAAAGUAUUUUCUAUUUGUUCAUAUGCGGAACAAACCUUCGGUCCUAACAAUAGGAUAAAUCUUCUGGCGAGCUAAGAUGGCAAAGGUAGGUUUGAACUGGCUAGGCUAAGAACUAAACCACUUGAUAGGCUAAGAACUCAACCAUAUAGGCUAGGCUAAGUUAGUAAUUAAAGGUUUUUCCUCAUCUUUCCUCCAUCUUGAGGUCUUCCUGGUCUAGACUCGAGUACCUAACCAGCUGAGUAGGUCUGAAUCAUAGAUUAUGGAGUUAAAAAGUAAUUCUAUUUGCGCCAUGAAAAUGACUUGAGCAAUCAGAAUUGAACCCAGUUUUGUAAGCAGGCGUAGGGCAAGGUGGUUCCACAGAACUUCACUGUGAAGGAUCCAACCUAUAGACUAACUGCAACUACGUGUGUCAAAGUUGAAGCAUUAGAUCAAUAUUCUUGUAGGAAAUAUCCAGAUUGCAAAUAAAAGAUGAAACAAGAGAAUUCUUCCUGCCCGAGAAAUGUUGAAGUCUUCAGGUCAACACAAGAGACUAUCAAUUUCCACAAUGAAGGCUGUAUGGGCUUGAUUGAACGAGUCGACUCAAUGAAGGACAUAGCAGUUGGAAGAUCGAUCUUAUAUGUUGAUGACAUGGAAUGUCCGUCGGAUGCUACCAAGGGAAUGCCUGUCAAUUGUUUGCUGUGACCAAAGGGCAUUGCACAAACAUGCUGUGUGGUAGGUUGAAGGUCCAUUUCGAUCUUGUACCUAGAAGAUACGGAAAACCCGGCGGACGCCACCAAGGCAACAUUUGUCAGACAAUACUUAUGCAACCAAAGGCAUUGCACAGACACAUUUAUGAUGUACAGCUGUCUAGUCAAGUAUGUGCAUCUGUCACUGACCGUGAAGUCACGUACAUGGACAUGCUGCAAUAAACAACGUAUGUGACACCAUCUGGGAGAAGAAGAAGAAGAAGCAGCAGCACAACAUUGACAGGUCACAACCACUGGCUGGAAGGUGAAUGACAAACGUAGGACCUUCUAAGAGAAUGAGACAAGAAUGUGUUGGUUUCUUGGUAACUGGAGAAAUGACCUCUCUCUCUCUCUCUCUCUCUCUCUCUCUCUCUCUCUCUCUCUCUCUCUCUCUCUCAUAUCUGGAGGAGCUCUCUCUAAUAUCUGAAGGAGCACGUCCGCCAUGAGCAUCAUGGCCGUCACUUGAAACACGUCCGCUGAUGUGAACAGCAGGCAAGGAAAGCUGGACCUAGCAGGUGAACGAGACUUCAAACAAGAAGAAUGUGUUGAAGGCAAAUAAGAGACUUACGAGAGAAGAAGGGGAAUGAUCAUCUCCUUUACAUGAAGGGAAGACAAGCCCGUGAAAGAAAGAUGACACCUCUCUCGGGGAAACACGCCCAUGGAUGUGGAUCACAUCCAUGUAAAUCUGGAACUAAAGUGACUAAGUCAUGAAAGUGAGUGUUGAGGCAACAAUGCCUAAGCUGGAAAUACAUCCCCAAACGUCCAGAAUCUCUUACGUGAAGGAAACUGCAUCAACUCUGGCUGGGACAUUAUAGAAUCUUCAUGGUUACUUCAGACUGGAGAGAAUAAUUGAAUCAGAGUUCUGAAGAAAACAGAGUGUAGGAAACAUCCUCAGAUUUUGGAUUUCAAAGAAAUCAAGGAACCUGGAUAAGCUACCAGCCACAAACAGGAUGAAAGUUGGUUGCUCCCUCUACCCAAGUGUCUGAAGAAACAAGGGAUACGUACGAGUUCAGAAAUAUCUCGGGACUAAUAUCGGAGACUCCAGUUACCUCUCCAACUCGCCAAAUCGUAGGAAAUCGUGCACCUGGAGCUCUGAGUUGCAAGAUUUAGAAGAGAAGCUCAUGACACAAAACAAAAGCCACCUUAUUGACGAGGGAGAGCACCGAUACAAGAAGGCAAAGAUUAUCUUCCUUAGAUUCAUACAGCAACUGGAUGGCCUAGUCAGUACACAUACAAGUGAAGAAAGCUGAAGAAUUUACUAAGAAAUUCCAACACCUAAGGUAGGGAAGAUGGGUCAUACUUCUCUUGAAAUGCAGAGUCAAUUGAAACUAUGUCAUCAUAAGAACUUGCCAUGAUGUCACAAACCUAUCCGUAACAUCACACAGCAGACUACGCUUACAAAGAAAAACAUUGUGUGUAAGAGCGGAUUAAUCAUAUUCAAACAAAAUUGUAAAGACAAGUUUAUUUCAUUUGAUAAAUAAUAGAAGCAGACAAAGACACAUUGGAGAAGUCAUCUGUUAAGAAUGGUACCCCUACAUGAGGACACAAACUCUGCAAGCCACUGUAUAGAAUGGGGUCCAAUGCUUGAAAGGAACACUGCUGUCAGGAUUGACUGGGUUCCAAACUCAAUGCAGCACCAACUAUGGAGGAGUGAUAAUGGUAGUUACAUUUAACAACAUCUUCGAGGAUUGCGUGAGAGAGAGAGAGAGAGAGAGAGAGAGAGAGAGAGAGAGAGAGAGAGAGAGAGAGAGAGAGCAUCGUUAGGUUGAGAGUUUGAGUGUUUUCGUAUGGUUGAGUCAUGUUUCGUGUCUGGUGUUGCCAUAUGAUAGUAUGUAAGUGCGUACUAUGUUUUUCCGAAGAGUGUGAGCGAGUGAGCGAUCAAGAGCGAGAGAGAGAGAGAGAGAGAGAGAGAGAGAGAAACAUCAUAAUUGGUGGAUGGAUAGUAAGGAGUGGUUUGAUGGCGGGCGUAAGCAUAUGGGAGUCUGUUACAGAGAGUCGUGAUAGUCAGUACGUCUGUGUGCAGCAGUCUUUUUGGAAGAUACUAUUGUGGUUUCCUGGAGUUGUUUUUUGAGUUGUAAUCGGUCUUGUGUGUUGGGAAGCUGUUGUACUGAUGCUUGAAGGUUGUCGUGCUUGUGUAGUUGGAAGAUUGUUGAGCUUGUGAGUUGUGGAGUGUUGUUGUUGGUGAGGCGUUGUGAUUUCUUGGUGUUGUGGUUAGAUGUGGACUUGUAAGGUUGUUGCUUUGGUGUUUGUCUGCACAGUGAUUUGUUGGGUUGUUGAGUUGUGUGUGGUUGUGGUGCCUGGUUGGUUGGUUUGUGUUGUGAUUCUUGGCGGUGAUUGUGGCGCGACGACUAGGCUAUAUCCAGCAGACGGCACAGCGCCUAGCCGUGAAUAUCUAGAGUCUGAGGUGAAUAAAUGAAUGAGUGUGUUUUGUUUGUGUGUUUCGGUAAGCCAAUUGUCCCGUGUGUAUUUAGUAAUGUGAAGAGGAAAGUGUGGCAUAGGGAAAGUUCAAUAGUUGGUACGACUAAAGUGACUGUGGGGAGAUUUGCUUGCUUGUGAUCCUGCCACACAACGAGCAUACCAAAAAUGAGUGAAGUGGUAACUUUGGCAGAGGGAAGCAAAUGCAGAGGGGCUCCCAAGAUCUGAGAGGAACAUCCUGAGAGAAGGAAAAAAAAAAUAUAUAUAUGUAAGGGAUAAGGGAAGGGAGUGAGCUGUACGACUCGUCUAACGCCCCCCCCCCCCCCCCCCCCCCCCCGCCUUCCCCAAUAACAGGAAAGAGACAAGAUGGAAGUGUCUGAAUGGUCCUGAGCAAGUAGUCGGGACCAACACAAUCAAAGAACUUCUGCCAUCAAAUUCAUGUUGAGGAAGAGGAAGAACACUUCUUUGUACAGUAAGACCCAAACAAUAUUUCAAAUGCAAACUUGCUAACAAAGGAACAAUAUGAAGCCAGCCUCUCUCUCUCUGAAGAGACAAUAAUGCCUUGAGAGAGACAGAGCAGCAUUCAUUACAGUAUACAUACAUACAUACAUAAAACAGCUGAUGAUACAGUAGUAGGAGUAGGUCUGGAAGCACAUCUACUGCAAGCUGCAUCUGUCCUAGAGGAAGCAUGAACAUGGGCUUAGGUAAAAAACCAGCUUGGGAGGAGGAGAGCAAAGCAAACAUCCUCUCCAAGGCAGUUGAAGAAAGAAUGAUGCAUCACUAGAUUCAAGCAUGGUCUCUGACUUGCUUCCACCUCACCUAAGUAUCGGAUGCCAGAUGCCACAGAUUCCUUGCAUUUUCAGUUUUUUAUUGCUUUUAACUGGUUUCUAGUGGUGCCAGAAGAUUCAUCCUACUGUUAAGACUGAAGGUUUGUUAGCUAUGAAAAAUGAACAUCUGCUCUCCAAGGCAGUUGAAGAAAGACUAAAAUGUAUCACAGGGUUUGUGUGGUCGGUGACUACUCUUCACCUGUGGUAUGUAUUAGAUGCCAGAUGCUACAGAUUCCUUGCAGAUACGUACGAUCUUUGUUUUUCAACCGGUUUGCAGCUAGCACCAGAAGAUUUAUCUUAUUGCUGCGACCUCAGGUUUGUUAGCUAUGAAAAAUACAAAUUGAUUAAAAAGAUUUUCAUUUUUCUCAACUAUACAAACCUGAUGUCUUUACAGUAGGAGUCUACUUCAGCACAGUUGGAGACCAGCCGUUUAACUUUAAACAAGAUGGUUAAAUAUUUAGUUAAUUACUGACUAUGGAUGGGGGUCCCAGCCACCCAGUCAGUAUGCAUUCACUUUGUCCUUUGGUCAAGGGAGCAGAAUGAGGGGUCGCUUGAGGUGGGCAUGUAUGUAAUUGUAAACACCUCAGGUUUGUCUAGUUAGGAAAAUACAGUACAGGCAGUCCGUGGUUACUUGGGGGGGGGGGGGUGGGUGGGUUCCAUUCUCAGAUUGAGCAAUUGGCAACAUACUACAAUGUAUUCCUAGAGAGAGAACCUGUAUUUCCCAAGUCCCCUCAAGCUCUGCAACAAGUGAAAAACCUAAAACAUUACAAAUGUCACAUACAGUGGACCCCCAUGAUCACAAGGGUUGUGUUCCAGACCCCCCACCCCCGUGAAGAGCUGGAACCUGCAAAUACUUUGAACCCCC
Messenger RNA from Macrobrachium nipponense, 9242 nucleotides. Its product is annotated as anoctamin-5-like. Gene Ontology annotation, molecular function: protein dimerization activity; chloride channel activity. Gene Ontology annotation, biological process: chloride transmembrane transport. Bases 652 to 3495 code for a protein of 947 amino acids. The record is from RefSeq and is a predicted model, not a curated record. The transcript is spliced from 23 exons. Gene Ontology annotation, cellular component: plasma membrane. Lineage: Eukaryota; Metazoa; Arthropoda; Malacostraca; Decapoda; Palaemonidae.